This is a messenger RNA of Choloepus didactylus (southern two-toed sloth), 7442 nucleotides long. It is a transcript of the gene DNAJC27, whose product is annotated as DnaJ heat shock protein family (Hsp40) member C27. Bases 189 to 1010 code for a protein of 273 amino acids. The transcript is spliced from 7 exons. The record is from RefSeq and is a predicted model, not a curated record. NCBI's taxonomy places the organism in Eukaryota, Metazoa, Chordata, Mammalia, Pilosa, Megalonychidae. Gene Ontology annotation, molecular function: GTP binding; GTPase activity.
UCCUUCCCCCGGCUCCCUGUGCUCCCAACCGCCCGCUCCCGCUGCUAGGCAGCGGCGGGAUGGCGAGUCGCGUAGCGGAGACGGUGACGAGAGCAGCAGGUCCGCCAUUGGGCGAAGAGGCCUAAGGGACCGGCCCGCUUGGUUGACAAGGAGCGACCGAGGCGAGUGGCCCCGAGAGAGCGAGGGCGAUGGAGGCCACCAUACCGAAGCGGAAGGAGACCUGCAAGUCGCUGCGCAUCAAAGUUAUCUCCAUGGGCAACGCCGAAGUGGGAAAAAGCUGUAUCAUAAAACGAUACUGUGAGAAAAGAUUUGUAUCUAAAUACCUUGCGACAAUUGGAAUUGACUAUGGAGUCACAAAGGUACAAGUGAGAGACAGAGAAAUCAAAGUGAACAUCUUUGAUAUGGCUGGACAUCCCUUCUUCUAUGAGGUUCGUAAUGAAUUUUACAAGGACACACAGGGUGUGAUACUGGUUUAUGAUGUUGGACAGAAAGACUCCUUUGAUGCCCUUGAUUCAUGGUUGGCAGAAAUGAAGCAAGAGCUUGGACCUCAUGGAAACAUGGAAAAUAUUAUAUUUGUAGUGUGUGCCAACAAGAUUGACUGUACCAAGCAUCGCUGUGUAGAUGAAAGUGAAGGGCGUCUUUGGGCUGAAAGCAAAGGGUUCCUGUACUUUGAAACUUCAGCACAAACUGGAGAGGGAAUCAAUGAGAUGUUCCAGACCUUUUAUGUGUCCAUAGUUGAUUUAUGUGAAAAUGGCGGGAAACGUCCUGUCACGAAUAACAGUACUAGUUUCACCAAAGAACAAGCAGACACCAUUCGCAGAAUUCGAAAUAGUAAGGAUAGCUGGGACAUGCUGGGAGUCAAGCCUGGGGCCUCAAGGGAUGAAGUCAAUAAAGCGUAUCGGAAACUUGCUGUGCUUCUUCACCCCGACAAAUGCAUAGCGCCCGGGAGCGAGGAUGCCUUCAAAGCAGUUGUGAACGCACGGACAGCGCUCCUGAAAAGCAUCAAGUAGACAGGAGAGCGAAGGACCAGUGUGGAACUCGAAUUCAGACACAUCUCCCUGGGGGGAGAUAACCAACGUGGUGUUGCCUCUGUAAUAGCUCACUGCUUUUCCCACUCGUGUUCAUUGCCAUUUGCAAACCAGCAGUCCAGGUGCUCAGCACCAGUUCGUAGACACUUGCAGAGAGAGAACCUGCAUUUGUACAAAGGGAAGAGAGCCAGGCGUCACCUGAGCAGACUCAUUUCAUGUUUCUAGAUAAUCUAAAAUUUUUUCUCAUUCAUUUGUAAGCUCUUUAAUUGUCGCAUCCCUUAGGCACUUUGCUCUGGAAAGUCCAAGAAGUUUCUGGGGGGAGGAAGGAGGAUCCUUUCCCCUUUUGGGGUCUGGGGGUCUGGUGGGAGCGGGGUUUAUCGUCAUAAAGGGAGACCACAAAAACAGAAGCAGGCAAUAUCAAAACCCCUGAAAGCUCAGUGUGACCUCGCAAGCAAGUUUCCUCUUUUACAGUGAGCUCCUUAGGUGGUCCUUUAACCAUCAGUCUAUAAUGAAUGAGCUUCCCUUUGAAAGUUUGUGAAACUAAGUGCUCCAGUUCUGAAUUAAGCAGCCUUUGAUGACCAUUCACUCUUUUCUCCUUUUCCAGCCACCAGGGGGAGAGACGAGCCAGUUUUAAGAGAGAAAAGGCAGUGGCAGCUACAAGUCCUGGGCACUCUGGCUGCUGUUAGUCCUGCCCCUGGACAUGAGGCCUUUCCCUCGCCAUGGCAGUGGGUGCUGGUAGCAGGAGAGUGCUCUGGACACCCAGGAAGGGGAACUAGACCCCAAGACAGAAGUGCCUGCAGGUCCCACCCCGAGGUCAUGCACACGUCCCCAGGGAAAAGGCCACUCACCUCAGCUCGGGGCGAUUUGCUGCUGCUCUAGCAGAGUCCUUUGUGAGGCUCAUCCUUUCUCUGGUUUCCACAGGCAGGAAAGGCAGGGGUGUUCCUCAACAAACCCAGCCUCUUUUAUUGCUUCCUUGUGAAUGUUGGUUCUCUUUCUUUUCUCUUCUUCCCUGCCCCUUUUGUUUUUUUAAUCCCCACAUCUGCUGUCAUUUUCUCUCUUCUUGCAUCCCUGGCUUCCAACCUGCGCCUUUGCGAGCCUUGAACUGGGCCUGGUUAACCAGACAGAAGCAUGGAUCCUUCGGGGGUGGUGGAGAGAGAACCUUCAGGCAUGGGGGGAGGAAUCUCUGUGUUUUGCUUGAGCUCCGAAUUUCUGAAUAAUAGUUUUAAACUACAGACUAUGAAAACUGAUUUCACAUGGAAAAAUACAUUUCCUUGCCAUAGUCUCAUCCUAGAGUCAGUCUCACUACUUGGCUCAUUACAUCGUCUGUCUUAUUGCUGCAUUAACUGGGGCUUUAGAGUGUGGGAAACAUCACUGUGCCAUGAGUUUUAAACAGCCAUCCCAUGCUGAGCGCCAAAUAGCAUGUACCUUAACACUUGAGAAGAAAAGCCGCUUUCUAUAAAUUGAAAUCUGGUAGAUGACUCCUUGGGGGAUUUUCCUCUAGCCUUUUAACUAGCUUCUGGGGCUGCAAAACUCUAACCCCUAUGUUACAGAGUUCUUCAGGAGCUAAGUUUUGUUUUAGCCCCACAUUGUGCCUCAAAUUAUCGCACACAGAUCUGACUCUUACCACAGAAUUUAGGAGUCAUAGGAAUUAGGGGAUCAUGCUUGGUGGUGUCAGCCCAGAUCAGCUCAACGGCUCAGGGAGCCAGUUGUCAUCGCUGUCACUAAACGACCAGCUUGGUCUCUUCAUCCUUAGCUACAUGUGCAGAAAAGCAAUUUCAGCAGAAAGAGUUCUCCAGUGCUUCCAGUCAAAUCCCUACAUAAGGAGGAUGCGACAUGUAAUUUACCCUGAUUUUGAUUCUUAGGUCUUGAGAUUCAGUUUCCAGCACCUUCAUUAUUGAAGCUAAGGAUGGCCACAUCUUACUUUACUUAUGCAGAGGAAAGAAAAUAAGGAAGUUACGCUUCAGGGUCCUAGAAUUUUUCUGAUGAUCCUUGAGGAGAAUGUUAAGUGGUAUCAAAGCAUGAUUUGCCAUGAGAAAGAUUUUUUGGUACUAACUUUAUACAAAGUUGUGCAGACUUCUAUUCAUUAAUUUAAAUUAUUGAUGCAAAUAUGCACCCUGUAAUUCAACCUUAUUAAAAUUCUUCAGCCAGUUGGGGUUUCAAAGUACAUCAGUGAGAGAAACAACUAGCAGAAUAAUCUCAAUAGCCAAAAAAAUGUUUUAGAGAAUAUUGUUUUUCAAAAAAAAUUCAAAGUUUAAACAGCUAUUAAGAGCCAUUUCCUCCACUUCUGAGUCACUAAGAAGUAAUGCUUUUUAAACUUGUUAGAAAUCCCUGGAGGCAUUUCAAGUUAAUCAUCCAGCCUACCUAAGCACUUUCACUCGCACCCUCCUUUUGCUCCUCUGUUCUCCCUUUCAUGCCUCCUUUUGAAUUUAUAUUCUCAUUGCAAUUUAGCUGUCAUUAUUUCUUUUACUUCAGCAUCAUUUCAUUUCUUUACCUAAACGUGUCCUUGGUUUUGUGAACCUGUUAAUUGGAAAGUCCUGACUUGGGGGGGUUGUUGUGCUGCUACCCAAGAUAAAUUGCUAUAGUUCUAGAAAUUGCACACCAGUCUUUCAGGCUUGCAUUGACCUCAGGAAAUUAGUAUGUUCUCACAUUUUGAAUUCUCAACUGGUAAAUGUUUGUUUAUUUCUUAAACUGGUACCUAACUCACUGUUAGGUAAAUGAGCCGUAGCUGAGACAGCUAAAUUUCUGAAAGAAAGCUAGAGUGGUAAGCAGCCCCUGUAAGCUAUGAAUGGGUGUUGAAGUAGCUGUUCCUCAUAGAGCAAUAACAAAAGCAAGAGGGGGAGGGGGCGAUUUCGGUCUCAGUUGAAAGGAUGGAGUGGCUAAGCCCUGCUCAGGUUGUCUUUGACGCUGCCUUCUUACAGGCACUUCCAGUAGGUGCCGGAAUGUCAUUUCUUUCCCUGCUGCACGCCAUCUAGUUCACUGUGAGUCUGCCAACGUUUUUGUAAAACUUUUGCAAAUGAAUUUAGCUGCAGUGUACAGCUAAGAGCACCUUCCGUUGCAAGGUUGCAAGGUGAAGAGAGGUUCAUGCGUCUCACAAUUGCUAUUUAGCACAAUUGUAAAACUCAGUUAAUACUGUUGGUACAUAGGCUUUUUCCACUAAAGAUUCUAGAGAAGGGAAAAAGCUUACACUUGUGAUGUGAAUAAGUUAGAUUGCACCUAAGAAGCAGUGAGUGCAAUGCCAUGCAGUAAAGGCCCUCUUGGUGAGAUGACUUUUGUUGGAAAGCUGGAUGGUGUGGGUAAGUUUCCUGCAUUGACUGCGUCCCAGGCUUUCUUCCCCUCUGUGAAUGCAGAGCACACAAAGAAACCCUCUGCUCUUAGAAGGUCAUGUACGUAUUUGCUUUCUCUUGACAUAACUGAAAAAGUUAAAUCUGCCAAUUAUUUAUGUCUUGUAUAGAGAGUGUCAUAUGUAUUUAAGUUGUGUAUUUUUGUAAAGUAAAGCCAAAUCUCAAACACUGGUCUGCGGGCUGUGUUUAUCUGUUGAGACACUGGUCGUUAAUGUAGAACAUACUGCAUUAAAGACUGAACCAGUCCAGUUCCUCACCAGCUGUGACCUUAGAUAAGACAGUUUCCUUUAAUUUUCCAUUUGUAAAAUGGAGGAAGUUUUAUUCAUCAGUCUAUUUUUAUUAUUUUAUUAUUUUUAUUCAUCAGGCAUUCUAAUCAUAUUAAGUGGUGAUGAAAGUGUUUUGACCUCAUCUAAAGAAAGAUUCUGACAUUAUUUUUGCCUUUUCAAUUCAUAUGAAACUGCUGUUAACUCAUUUUAAUGGUGCAGAUUUGGGCUAACAGUUCAGUUAACUCGUCCCUGGGCCACAAAAAUUCUUAAGUAGCAGGACUCUAGUGACCCCAGUAGAAAAAGGAAAGCCUUGUAGGGCCAGAUCUCAGAAGGCAGUCUAUCUUGAAGGCUGCAAGCAAGAGGGACAAAUUUAAUUCUCAUUAUGAACAACAUUUGUUGGUGUGGCAGACAUUGAUUAUCUGUCAUGAAGGUGAAGUUCAUGUUCAACUUUGCCAGGUUAUGUUGUCAGUUUGGCCAAGCAAGGACUGGGCUGAUAGUUACCAUGAGGGUAUUUCAUGGAUUUAAGUCAUUAGUCAGUUGAUUGCAUAUGGCUGAUUACAUCUACAAUCAACAAAAGAGAUCGCGUCAACACUGAGAGAAGUCUUGUCAACAAGUUGAAGACCCUAAAGAGAGAGCUGAUGACUUCAGCAGUCAGAAAGAAUUUCUGUCUCCAUUUCAGCCAGCCACCUUCUCCUGGGGAAUUCAUCGAAACCUUCAUUGGAAUUUCCAACUUGCGACCUGCCCUAUGGAUUUUGGACUUGCCAAUCCCGUGGUUGCAUGGGCUAAUUCCUGUAAUUUCAUAAUAUUCUCUUUCUCUCUCUGUCUCUUUCUGUCUCUCUCUCUCUCUCUCUCUCUCUCACACACACACACACACACACACACACACACACACACACACACUGUUGGUUCUGUUUCCCUGGAGAACCCUAAUACAUCUGCCCAGCUCCCCUCUCUCUGGAAAACAGCCCCCCUCUUUUGGGGACGUGAUCUCUCCUCUCCAUCCUGCUAACUUGUUCUACAUUGGAACUGUUGAAUUCUUACAUGGUAUUCCCUCCCUGGCCCCAAAGCUUGGUCCACGGGAUGGGAAUGUGACCGGUGCUGACCCACUCGGCAGCCCUCCCUGGAGUCUUUCUAAUUGGAGCUAGGAAAACAAACUUCCUCUCAGGAGGGGAGCUGGGAGGACAUGAGUCCUGCUGAUGCUGGCAACCUCGGUUACCACCUUACGAAGAAACUGAGGACACCCGGUGCCGGUGGCUUGAGGACAUUUCUUCUCAUCCCUGAGUUUCUUCCUGCUCGGAGCCAGAAUCCUUCCAAUAAUCUCCACCCCCUUGUUGUCUGCUUAAGUUAGUUGGAGUUUGAUUUCUUUUUCUUGCAACUAAAAGAAUAACCUGUGGCCUGUAGAAUGGUACAAUAUUUGAUAAGUAUAUCAAAACAUUUUUAUAUAUUAAAAUAUAUCUAGUUACUUGGUGUUUUUCAAGAACUGGAGUCUUUGAAUAUCUUAGCCUGUGUUUUAAACCACCAUAAACCAGUUGUGAACUAAAAAUGAAAAGUCAGGCUUAUUCAGUUUGUUUCAGGGUCUAUAAUUUUGUCUAGCUUUUUAGUUUCUGUUUGAUCCAUUGCUUUCCAGGGACACCUCUAGUUUCUUAAAUUUCUGAUCAAACUUUAUUGUUAAAAUGUCCACUGAGCAACUAUUUACUGAGCAUCUGCUAUGUUCUGAGCCCUGUUCUAAGCACUGGAGAUGGAGCACAGAACAAACAAAAAAUCCCUGCCCUACGUAGCUUAUAUUCUAUGUCAUAUUUUUUCUUAUUUGUAAAGUUUAGAAGAAAUGUGGGUUUUUCCCCCAUAAGUUUAUUUGUGAAUAGUUCCAGUCAUCAGAUGUAAGUCUGCAUUUUUUGAGAACGUGUAGAUGUGCAGUUUAGCAAUUAAUAUCGUUACUACAUGCUGAAGAACAUGUAAGUUGUUAAAAGUGCUGUUUUAAUUAUCUUUGAGAACUCAAUCAUCAUAAAUAUGCAAACCUCAGUUUUUCAUGUUGACCUGGAAGAUGUAGUUCUAGUCUUUAGGGGUUUCUUUUUAUAGUAUUUUUCAUAUUUAUAAUUAAAAUAUUAAUAUAUUCUUCCAGAGCAAUUGAUAAAGUUAUAGUCCUUUUGAGGGAAAAAAACCUAGAAUCUAAGUUUAUUGUUUUAGUUAAAUAAACAGUCUGUGUCUAUGAUAUCACCCAGUUCAAGUUCUGACCAGUUGACUGUUCUAAAGGAUGCUGACUUGAAGAAAAUUACUUUUCCCUGAAUCCAAAACAAUGAGAUGUUAGUGAUAAUAAUAAAAUAAACAGAUGCAGCCUUGAACGCAUUUGUACCAGGGAAGAGAAUGAGUCUGCUUCAAAGGGAAAGUCUCCUACGAGGGAGGGAAAUGGUGCGAGGUGCCACGUGCCUCAGAGGUUAGGAUGUGAACAUUCUGCAGGUUCCAGAACAUGAGCGAGAAUGAAAAGGUUAAUGCAGUACAUACUGUAGGGAGAAGAAAGCAUCUUGAUAGUUUGAAGGGAGAAUACAAGAGGGAGAAGAAAGCAUCUUUGUUGUAUCUGACAGGGAGCAAAUAGAAAAGCCUCCCAUCCCCAAACAGUGGUCGUCACGUGUAUUUUACGACAGAACCCACGUUUUGGGUGAACUCAAACAUGGGAUCCCUAUAUGUAAAAUAGUUUAAAGCAACAUUUUAUUAGGAUAAAUUUAGAAGUUCAUUUUUAUAGCAUUAACCCUUUUAAAGAAAGAAAGAUACUACUAUUCAAAACAAAUAAAAGUAAUCUGUUAGCAGUUCUG